AUGACUACAGUCACUGAAUAUGAUAUGAUUAGAUCAUAUGAGCAAAGGCUAUUUGAAGAUAAGGAAAGAAGGGCUUUAAUAAAUGCUGAUCGUCAGAAAUUGUUGAGACAACAAACUGCUUCUCUUCUUAUGCCUGAGGAUGAAAUGAGUCAAGAAUGCCUUAAUCUUUGGGCAAGUCGUAAAAUUCUUGAAGUAAAUGCAAAUUUAUGCGAUCAACUUUCUACAGAUUUAUCAACAGAUCAAUCGGCAUCCACCUCUUUUGAAUCAAAUACGGAACCAUUAUAUGAACGACCACUAAUACCUUUAAAUAAUCAUAGCUUCCUUGAGUUACCGAGUUCUGCCGAAUUGAAGCGAAGAAAAUAUAAGAACUUGGCACUUGUGAGGCGAUCAAAAAAUCAAAGUUUCCAACAGCCAGUAAACUCUUUUGAAAGUGCGCUUUCUAGCGAAUCGAGUGUCGCUGAUUCCUUAGCUGUGAAUAUCGAUCGUUAUGCUUCAGAAGAUAGUUCUCGAGUUACAGAAAGGAGUUUGCAAGCGAAUUCGAGUUCAUUUGAUUCGCAGUAUAAAAGUAUAAAGGCAACUAGUUACCCGGUAAAUCGCUCGGUGAGCACUAGUUAUAUGCGAAAAAAUAUUCUACAACGCGAUUAUAGCAUAGAUUCUAAAACAGAUCGAAUUUUUCGUGAAUUUGCUCGCAUCGACCCGAAAUUUGAAGAUAAGAAUUGUGUAUCAAGUGAACUGUGCCAGCAAAAACAAAGUGUUCUAUUGAAAAAUCGUUCGUUAGAUACAAGUAAUGCUUUUCAAUCGGUUCCUGUUCCAGUAAUUUGCUAUCCGGAAAAUGAAUUCAGAUGA
Molecule: messenger RNA, 846 nt
Organism: Dracunculus medinensis (Guinea worm)
Lineage: Eukaryota; Metazoa; Nematoda; Chromadorea; Rhabditida; Dracunculidae
Source: the annotation of a GenBank genome assembly